Onychostoma macrolepis is the source of this 2180-nucleotide messenger RNA. It is a transcript of the gene stap2b, whose product is annotated as signal transducing adaptor family member 2b. Lineage: Eukaryota; Metazoa; Chordata; Actinopteri; Cypriniformes; Cyprinidae. Gene Ontology annotation, molecular function: signaling adaptor activity. Bases 251 to 1585 code for a protein of 444 amino acids. The record is from RefSeq and is a predicted model, not a curated record. The transcript has 15 exons.
CUGUGUACAGGUAAGGGGUGGGAGAGUAGGAUGACAGCACGUAGACCUCUUCAAAUAAGCAUUGACUUCGGUCGUGUUACCUGGCUCACAAGCUUUCUCUUCGUCACUAACUUUUUAUAAAGCUUUAGCACGUGAACUCUAUUAUGUAGGCUAUUUGAACGUUUAAUAACGCAUUAAACGUGCAGGUGGACAUUGAAGCGUCUUUUUUCAAACACUUUUAUAAGAAGUUUGCCGUUGACGGGAGUAACUUAUGGCAGCAACAAAUCGCUUUAGACGAGUGAGAUCUCAGCUGCCAUCAUGCUAUUACGAAGGCUAUCUGGAAAAGAAAUCAAUCAAAGAUAAGAUGGGUCGUAAACUCUGGACCAGUCUAUGUGGCAAUUCACUCUUUUUCUACAAUAACAACAAAGACAGUGUUUAUAUAGAGAAGCUGGAGCUCUCUGAUCUCGUCUCUGUAUCAGAUGACUGCUGUCGUGACCGAAAUCUGGACACUGCUAGAUUCACUCUGCACAUGAAAAAUGAAGACAUCAAAAUGAUUGCCCCCAGCCUUGAGACUCGAGAACUGUGGAAAGGCUUCAUGCUCUCAGUUUCAACGCAAUCUGUGCCAAGUUCUCUGAACCUGCUGCCUGGCCAGAUUCACAUGAUGAAGGAAAUAAUAGAGAAAGAGAAAAUAAGGCAGCGGCUUCUUUCAAUUCCUCCACCAUCCUCGUGUUCUGACAAUUAUGUUACUGUACAGUCAGACAUGCCUUCGUGUUAUCAUAAUGUCACUCGUGUCGAAGCUGAGUACUUAUUGGAAAGGAACUCUAAACGGGGAAACCUACUGCUGCGGCCGGGUCAUGAUGGGACGUCUUUCGCUCUCACUACGCGCCAAGAUAUUAACGGACCAGUAUUCAGACAUUAUCGUGUGUCUCGGAGGCACGAAGGAGGAUUCGCCAUUGCUCUUGAGACUCCUAUCACCUGUGAGACCCUGCAUGAUGUCGUUACCUGCCUGCUGGAGAAGACCAAUGGGGUUUUGGUGCCUCUUCUGAUGGAGGAACACUAUCAUGAUAAAAUCAUGAUCGCUAACACCGAUAAGGAGAAUGGUGAGACAAGUGUGCACUGUCCCAAAGUCUCUUCGUUUACUCUUCCAGCGCCACCCCCAAAACCAGUGAUAGCUAACACAGAUAAGGAGAAUGGUGAGACAAGUGUGCACUGUCCCAAAGUCUCUUCGCUUACUCCUCCAGCGCCACCCCCAAAACCAGUCCCAAGGAAUCAAAGAUCCAGUCCAGAGCCAAACACACAGGAAGGCACCUACAUCAAUGUCUCAGAUGUUGGAGAGUAUGAGAUGGAUGAGGCAGCAUGUUCUCCACCUCCUGUCCUGCCACGUCUUCCAGCGGGGCGACAUUUGCCGCAUCAGAAUUCAAUGCCUCCAGAUCUAAACAGUGGUUCAGACGUUGAAAGGAAAGCUUUGGUACCUCCUGGCUACGCUAAAACAAGUUCCCGAAGCAACAGUUUGUCAGGCGUGCCUAAGAAUAUUCCCAAGUGUCAGCGACAUGUUGACUUAAAUGGGCUCCAAGAGGUUCUUAAUAGGAGACGAAACCAGGAGUAAAUGAUAAUAAUAAUGGUUUCAUUGUGGAACGAGGAAUAAUUCCUUAGUAUUAAGCUCGUCUUAAAUCUACACCAGCAGAUAUAUGGAUACAGCUUCACUCUCCUGAACACUGUAUCUGUGAUAUUCGCCCACUGCUGUCCGGUUGGAUCAACAAAUAGGCCAUUGAAUCAAAUGUUCUUUAUUGAUCCUUUCAGCAUUAUGAUGUAUUAGUUAUCGCAAUCGUUUAUUAUCGAUCAUCAUGUGUGGCGUCAUGUAGCUGCUGACUGUAAAUCACUACUGUUGUUUGUGUAGUUUAUCUCAUUGAUUUAUCACAGGUUAUUCAGAUGAAAAUUCACAUAUAAUAUUCCUAUGUGUCAGAUAGCUGGUCUACGUCUCUUUUCUCUGUCUCUGAUCUUACAAAUAUCAGGCUUGCGAAAACAAUGACAAAUGGUUGUUGAUAAUAUGAUUGUGACUUUACUAUGUGGGGAAGUUGCAGGUCUUCUUUCUCCAGAUAGAGAAACAGAUCAAACAAAUGUUGUUUUUCUGUUCCUGUUAAAACAUGUUUUAUACUAUAUAUUUUGAGACCAAUACAAUGAUCAUGGAAAAACAUACCGUG